CAUUGUCCCAUCUCUUUCUCUCUCCCUCUUUUCCCAUCUCUCUCUCUCUCACUCUAGCCAUGGAAACAGAAUUACAAGGACAGGAGAAAACCGGGAUCACCAUUGAUGGGAGUGGUUGUAUUAAGGCCGUGUUUGGCAAGAUUAAGGCCACGGCAUUAGACUUAGCCAAGGAAACAAAAAAGGUAGGGCAAGAUGACCCAAGAAGAAUCAUCCAUUCCCUUAAAGUGGGGUUGGCUCUCACAUUGGUGUCAUUCUUCUACUACGCUAGGCCUUUGUACAACGGCUUCGAGUCCUCGGGCAUGUGGGCUGUCAUGACUGUUGUGGUUGUUUUUGAAUUCACAGUUGGUGCAGUACUGUCGAAAAGCUUUAACAGAGGUUUCGCGACAACACUAGCUGGUGCUCUAGGCGUCGGUGUAAACCAAUUAGGAUCCCUCGUUGGAGAAAAAGAAGAACCCAUUAUUCUUGGCUUAUUCGUCUUCUUAAUAGCCGCAGCAUCUACAUACACGAGGUUCUAUCCGCACGUCAAGGCGAGAUACGACUACGGGGUGUUGAUAUUCAUAUUGACAUUCAGUUUAGUAUCGAUCUCCGGAUACAAAGUUGACGAAAUCGUAGAGCUUGCCCAUAAAAGGCUAUCCACCGUUUUGCUCGGGUGUGCGAUUUGUAUAAUCAUCUCCAUAUUUGUUUGCCCUGUUUGGGCUGGUCAAGAUCUUCACACUCUCGUUGCAACCAACCUGGAAUUGCUUUCCAACUGCCUUGAAGGAUUUGGAAGUGAUUAUUUCGGAGUUUCUAGAGAUGGAAAUAGCACGAUGGAGCCCAGGGAAGUUGAGUCAUCCAUUCACGGUUACAAACAUGUCCUCAACACAAGAACCACGGAAGAAUCCUUGGCAAACUUUGCACGGUGGGAACCUGGCCAUGGGAGUUUUCUUUUUCGUCAUCCAUGGAAACAGUACUUGGAGAUUGGAGUCCUUACUCACCAGUGUGCUUACCAUAUUGAGGCUCUCAGCGUCUACUCGAAUUCUGAGAUUCAGGCACCACCAGAGUUGCACCGAAAAAUUCAACAACCUUGCAUGAAAAUGAGCUUGGAAUCCGGAAAGGCUUUGAAAGAACUAGCCUUGGCCAUCAAAACUUUUGCACCACCAUCUUCUGUUGGUGUACAUAUAGAGAGUUCCAAAAGAGCUGUGGAUGAACUCAAAACAGUCCUGGAAGCAGUCUCAAGAAAGGGAGAUGACCUCCUCGGAAUGAUACCAUCCCUUGUCGUUUCAUCUAUACUGACCGAUAUUGUAAAAUGCGUCGAAAACAUUGAUGAGUCCAUCCAUGAGCUUUCCCGACAAGCACGAUUCAAGAAUGCUGUUGUAGGGACCGUAUCACUGGAUAAGCCUGGGUUACUCCACCAUGGAAUCGUAAAGUUGAUUAAUGGCCAUGAAGGCGAUGGGAACCAUGUUAUUGUUAGCGUACAUGGAACAUCAUCAGAGUAACCAAAAUAACUGUAGUGUAAAAAUACUAGUAGUAAUUAUUAGUUGGUAAUGGCAAAAUAUGAUAUAGAAAUAAGAGUAAAAAAGAGAACCUUUAUAUUUUGCCAUAUGGUAAGCAACUAAUGAAUUUGCUUGUUCUUUCUUAUGUUACUUUCUUAAUAAAGUACUACUUGACUCUAUAUUCCAAAAUAAAUCACUUGCGUCUUGGAACUUAUAUACUCCAGUGGAGUAAGUAAAUGCAUUGCAAACCAAUUUGAAGUAGACUUGCCUCGGCAACUUAAAAAAUUUGACCCUGAUGAUGUGUCUGCAUCUUGCAUGGAAUAUUUGCCUAUUACGAAUGUGCAUUGAAUUUUUCUUUUUGGAUGUUUCUUAUUGUGUUUAGACUUCUAUGGCAAGGGUUUGAUUCUGUUUAUUAUAUAGAUACCUUGUGCUAUUUUAUAGGUAAGUCUUUAGAGCAUCCACAGUAAUAAUAAAAAAAAUAGAAAAUCAAAAGUUGCCACAUCAUCUUUUAGUUAUCCAUUUAAGAGGUCGCUAAGGUUAGUAAUGUACAUGCCCACAAUGACACAAUCAAAAUUGAAUAAUCAAACUUGCCACAUCACAUUUCAACCUAAAAAAAUCUAAAAAUUGUCAAUGUAUAAAAUAUAUAUUUUUAAAAUAGUUU
Molecule: messenger RNA, 2133 nt
Organism: Rhododendron vialii
Lineage: Eukaryota; Viridiplantae; Streptophyta; Magnoliopsida; Ericales; Ericaceae
Product: aluminum-activated malate transporter 2-like
Exons: 6
Coding region: 60-1475 (471 amino acids)
Biological process (GO): malate transport
Cellular component (GO): plant-type vacuole membrane
Source: RefSeq, a predicted model, not a curated record